Molecule: messenger RNA, 651 nt
Organism: Lottia gigantea (owl limpet)
Lineage: Eukaryota; Metazoa; Mollusca; Gastropoda; Lottiidae
Exons: 3
Coding region: 1-651 (216 amino acids)
Source: RefSeq, a predicted model, not a curated record
AUGGAUUUAGAAUUUCGGUCUUUAGAUAAAGAUGGUUACGAUCAUAUAGCAGCCACAUAUUAUCUUUUAGUUGAACGACGUCUGAAAAAACAUGAACAAUUUCAACAUCAACAUGCAGCAGCCAUGACCCAUUUACGUAAGAAAUCUGAUGCUAGUCAUGGUUCUGGUAAACCUCAUUUGGAACCAUUAUCAUUAUCUCCACGCAAACAGAAGGAACUAAAGAAGACAAAAACAGCUCCUUUAGGAUUACAAUGUUUACCUACUUCUGAUAUUAUAGAACCCUUUUCUAAUUUCCCAUUAGGUUUAAAUAGCCCUGGUACCAAACCAGAAUUUGUCAAAUCUAUUACUGAUUCAAUGACUCUUGAUAGAAAAAAUAGUCAAAAUAAGAAGAAGAAAGCUAUUAUAUCUGGCGCAGUUAGUCCACAAGUUGACAUUAAACCAUUAUCAGUUUCGGAAGCACCUCCAGGCUCCUAUAAAACUCUUGAAAGUAAAUCACCAAAGAAACCUCAGAAGGCAUUUUCUAAAAUAGCAAUACUUAGUUCAUUUUUUGAAAGAAAAGCUGUAGCUACUGCCUCAGGAAACACCCCUGCUGCUGAAAGAAAAGCUGGCUUUUUCGUCAAACAAGGAAAUCGCAAAAAGACAGAGAAGUAA